This is a messenger RNA of Achroia grisella, 4715 nucleotides long. It is a transcript of the gene InR, whose product is annotated as insulin-like receptor. Gene Ontology annotation, cellular component: membrane; insulin receptor complex; axon. Lineage: Eukaryota; Metazoa; Arthropoda; Insecta; Lepidoptera; Pyralidae. The transcript is spliced from 27 exons. Bases 255 to 4715 code for a protein of 1486 amino acids. Gene Ontology annotation, biological process: positive regulation of kinase activity; cell surface receptor protein tyrosine kinase signaling pathway; protein phosphorylation. The record is from RefSeq and is a predicted model, not a curated record. Gene Ontology annotation, molecular function: insulin receptor activity; ATP binding; insulin receptor substrate binding.
UCUGAAUUGACGAGUCGUAUGUGUUCUGUUCGCUCUCUAUCACAUGCUGUGUUUACAGUAGUGUUGUUAUUGUUAUUGCCUAAUACACUACCAGUGAUCAGUGCCAGUUACAAAGUGCAACAUAUCGUAAUAUUUGUGUCUCAGGAUUAAUUGCGUACUGUUAAGUUGCGGUUCGCAAGGAGCAGACAACCACGGCAGGCGCCGAGCGCAGCUCGGGAUAUGCGGCCGGCACGUGGGGGGCGCGGCGCUGCGUAAUGCGGCGCGCGUGUGAUGGGGCUCCGUGGCCGGUGGCGGCGUGCGCGCUGCUGCUGGCGUGCAUCGCCGCCUGCGCUGCCAUCGAACAACGGCAACAUCUCGCCGAAGGAGUGUGUCCAUCAAUGGACAUCAGAACGUAUCCAGAGAGUAUGGAAAAGCUCCGAGGGUGUCGUGUGAUCGAAGGGCAGCUCAGCAUUGUCCUAAUGGAACGCGCCAACCCUCGGACGUUUGAGAACGUGAGCUUCCCUGAACUCCGGGAAGUUACGGAAUAUAUCAAGAUUUACAGAGCGAAAGGUGUACGGAAUUUGGGCGAUUUGUUUCCAAACCUCACGGUGGUGCGGGGUAUGCGCCUCUACAAGGAUUACGCCAUUGUCAUAUACGACAAUGAACAUCUUGAGUCGCUGGGCCUCAGAUCGCUGUCUAGAAUCGAACGGGGAGCCGUCAGGAUCCAACACAACGACCAGCUAUGUUAUACGGACACCGUGGACUGGAGUCAGAUCAUCGCGAAAGACUUGGACAACGUGUUCAUUAGGUCAAACUACGAUCCUCGGCUAUGCGGUCUAUGUCCUGAAGCGCAGAGUCGAACGGUAGACCUUCCGCAAACGUCUUCGAUGUGCCCUACCGACUCUUCGGGUACUCUGCUCUGCUGGGAUGACAAACAUUGUCAAAAAAUAUGCCCGAUUGCAUGCGGCGAGAGCGGCUGCAUGAACAACAGGACUUGUUGUCAUCGGAGCUGCCUGGGCGGCUGCAACGGCCCCACCUCGAGGGACUGCUACGCUUGUAAACAUUACUCCUUCAAGUAUGGCAGCGAGCGAACAUGCGUUGAAAACUGUCCCCGCGACACCUACAAGUUGUUUGCGCGGUGCGUGGCUCAGGAGGAAUGUCGGAACAUGCCUCCGCCGCCGCCGCUGCUAGGUGCAAGCGACACCAACCAACAGCGCCCAGACUCCAGCAUUAAAGCCUACAAAGUAUUCAACGACUCCUGCGUGUACAUCUGUCCAAGUGGUUAUAUGGAGGUCGGCGAUGAAAAAACCGCUACUUGCAUACCCUGUCCAAGAACUGGCUGUGUCCGGGAAUGCAGCGGUGCUAAGAUAGAUUCCAUAGCGGCUGCUGAACGGUUUCGUGGUUGCACACACAUCAAUGGCAAACUUGAGAUAACACUGCGUGCAAGCGGUGGUAACACUAUGGCAGUUCUGGAAUCUUCUUUGGGUGAAAUCAGACAAAUUGUAGGAUGCUUGCAAGUGACGCGUUCUUAUAUGUUAAUAUCAUUAAUGUUCUUGAAGAGUUUAAAGAAAAUUGUAGGGGUGCCAGGGGAAAAUAAGGGACAAGUUUUAAAUAUAUUUAACAAUCCAAAUCUGGAGCUAUUAUGGGACUGGCGUACCCAUGGACCUAUAGAUAUUUCCAAGGGUACGCUUCAUAUACAUAUGAAUCCAAAAUUGUGUUACGACAGAAUAUUACCACUUAAAAACAUGACACAUGAUCCCAGAUCGGAGUUUAGUGUAAUUGAAGUAUCAGAAGACAACAACGGAGAUCAAGCGUCAUGUUUUCCAAACCUGCUAAAUUUGAACGUGUCGGAGCGACGGGAUACAGUGGUUGUACUCACAUGGAAUAUGUACUGCGUGGAAGACAUCCGCAAGUUGCUUGGUUACUCGCUGUACUACAUCGCCGCUGAUAAGGACGUUACUUUGUAUGGACAAAGGGAUGCCUGCUCGGACGCAUGGAACGUGGUGGACAUAACGAUAGACGAGGCGCGACUGCACAGUAACCGGAGCAACGAGGUGCAGGACCCCCGCGCGGACAUCAUCACCAACCCGUGCAAGCACGUGCAGCCAUCGUUCCGACCGCUCACAGACCUGCGCCCCUACACGCGCUACGCCGCCUACGUCAAGACCUACACCACGCAGCAGGACAAGAAGGGCGCGCAGAGUAAUAUCAUAUACUUCAAGACAUUGCCAGGACAACCCAGUCCACCCAUAAACUUGAUAGUGGAACACAACUCUGCGCACUCUGUGAAUAUCCGCUGGGCGCCGCCAGUAAUGCCCAACGGGGUCGUCAUCCUGUACCAUGUGGAGAUCCAAGCCAACAGCUACAACAAACCCAAGAUCCUCGGCUCCAAGUUCGAUUACUGCACCAACCCGAACGCCCUGGCGAACAAGAUAAAGGCCGGCCACGGCGAGGGUCCGCCGGAGCUGCAGCGCGACGUGACGGGCGAGCUGGCCUCCAACGCGUCCUGCUCCUGCAAGGACCGCCCCAAGUCCGGCGUCAAGUUCACCUCGCGGGCCGAGGAGGAGCGCAUCGAGAGCAUCAACUUCGAGAACGAGCUGCAGAACGAGGUCUAUAUAAAAUCGGAAAAGGUUAAAUCCAAGGCAAAAAGCAGACCUAAGCGGGCAAUAGAUCAAUCGAACCUGCAAACCAUGCUCGUUAUACUCAGUGAGAACAACAGGCCCAAGAUAGGAUUCAAUUACUCCAACAGCACCGACGGAGAAGUCAAAUGCAGUCGCAUCGAGCCUAACGUUUGCGUCAUAAAGGACAAUACUACAGGCUACGUGAAGUCGUUGUUCUACGAGCUGGACAGCAAUACCACCACGUUGACAGUGGACAGUCUGCGCCACUGCACAUGGUACACUGUUAACGUGUGGGCGUGCCGCAUGAAGGAUGACAAUGAGAACGAAGACACCUACGCGAAGACAUGGUGCUCAGACAGGGCGUACAAUACCUUCCGCACAUUGGAAUUGAUGAACGCGGACGUAAUUAGCAAUCUGCAAGCUGAUAUCCUGCCGUCAAACAAAACGUUACCCGAGGUCAACGUAACAUGGGAACCCCCCAAGAAUCCCAACGGCUUCCUAGCUGCGUACAAAGUGCAUUACUUUCGAGUGGAAGAUAGUUCUCAGGUUCAGGGCUUGGGUCUGCAGACAUGUGUGACAGCGGAAGACUAUGAGACAAGCGGGCGAGGGUACAUGCUGCGCAAUCUCGUCGCAGGAAACUACAGCAUCAAAAUUACGCCUAUCACAGUCAACGGUGCGGGGAACGUCUCCGAGACAUUUAUAUUUAUACCGGAGAGAACCGCGAACCCGGGCCACGAAUGGAUCUGGGGGCUGGUGGGCGGGUGCGUGGUGAUGGUGGUGAUGGUGGGCGGCGGCAUCUGGUACAUGCGGCGCGGCCUGCUGCCGCCGCCAGAAGGCAACAAGCUGUUCGCGCGCGUCAACCCCGAGUACGUCUCCACCGUGUACGUGCCCGACGAGUGGGAGGUGCCGCGUACCAACAUCGAGUUCAUCCGGGAACUUGGACAGGGCUCCUUUGGAAUGGUAUAUGAAGGAAUUGCGAAAGGUAUUGAAAAAGGCAAACCGGAAACUCGAUGCGCUGUGAAAACUGUCAAUGAACAUGCCACUGACAGGGAGCGCAUCGAGUUUCUGAACGAGGCGUCGGUGAUGAAGGCGUUCGACACGUUCCACGUGGUGCGUCUGCUGGGCGUGGUGUCUCGCGGGCAGCCCACGCUCGUGGUGAUGGAGCUCAUGGAGCUGGGAGACCUCAAGACAUACUUGCGCUCGCAUCGCCCCGAUGCCGACUCCUCGCUGCCUAAGAAGGACACCGGCAAUCCGCCCACCUUACAAAAUAUAUUACAGAUGGCUAUAGAAAUAGCCGACGGUAUGGCCUACCUAUCGGCCAAAAAAUUCGUGCAUCGCGAUCUCGCGGCGCGCAACUGUAUGGUCGCCGGCGACCUCACCGUUAAAGUGGGGGACUUCGGAAUGACCAGAGACAUUUAUGAGACUGAUUAUUAUAGGAAAGGCACUAAGGGCCUACUCCCGGUGCGAUGGAUGAGCCCCGAGAGCUUAAAAGACGGGGUGUUUUCAAGUAGUAGCGACGUCUGGAGUUAUGGUGUCGUAUUAUGGGAGAUGGUGACGCUCGCUAUGCUACCGUAUCAGGGGCUGUCGAACGAGCAGGUGGUGCGGUACGUGGUGGAGGGCGGCGUGAUGGAGCGUCCGGAGCACUGCCCGGACCGGCUGUACGAGCUGAUGCGCGCGUGCUGGGCGCACCGCUCGCACGCGCGGCCCGGGUUCCUGCACCUGGUGGCCGACCUGGCGCCGGCCGCCAUGCCCUACUUCCGCCAGCGAUCCUUCUUCCACUCGCCGCAGGGACAGGAGAUGUACGCGCUCCAGCGCUCCACGCUAGAGGAGGAACAGGAGAUGCCGGAGGUGAACGUGGGCGCGGUGGCGACGGGGUCCGGGUCGCACCUGUUCGGCGUGUCGGGGCGGCUCGCGUCGUGGGUGCUGUCGUCGCUGCGGUCGCGCACCUCGGACGACGCCGCCGCCGAGCCGCUGCAGCCGCUGCAGCCGCUGCCGCCGCUGCAGGCGCUGCAGGCGCUGCCGGCCGCCGCGCCGCGCGCGCUGCCGCUGGCGCUGAAGGCGGGCGGACCCAACGGCGUGGUGCGCGACCCCGCCGCCGACUCCGCGGGCUGCUAG